AAAAUGUGCUUGCCCCACUGGGAUAUCGACCAAGAGUUUUGCACAACCGUGCCACCAAUGAAGCGUCUCGCCCAGGUCAGCGCCUCGCACGCCUCCGCUUCGGACGACAAGCCCGGAUAAUAUCAGUCAUUGCGCUUCGGACGAGCUCUCACACGGCCAUAUAGAGGCGGGCAGAGAGGUAGCAAACGGAUACGUUACCUCGCGCGCGACUAGAUGGCCAUGGCGCGGCUCGCCGGCGAUCAACAGAUAGCCCGUAUCAUCGGCGGAUGAAGGUCCCUGGAGAUGGCAGCGCUGCGCGUGAUUGGCGGAGCGUCACGGGCGGUGGUGGUGCAAUUCCGGUACGUAUCUGGCCGAGGCGCAGGGGACGGGAGACAUGAACCCCACCCCGCGAAGUCCAGGGCGGUGACAUCAGCAUUGGAUCGGCCCUGAUCCGCCAUCUGUCCACUAAAAGUUGAUGACUGAUGCCUCGGAUCUGCCGCGCGCCCACCGCCGGGGACCGACAUCAUCACCACCACCACCACUUUCCCCCACGAAGCAAGCAGCAUCAGCCACUUCCAUCCCAUCUAGCGCCCCGUCGGCGCCUCAACGUUGCCGCGGCUCCGUUCGGUUGCACCACAGCCAAGGCACCGCACCACAGGGUACCAUACCUGUAGUGCAGUAUACCUCGUCAACGCUGUUACGUCUCUUCCUGCGCGCUCCUCGACGUCUUCGACUUCUUGCCUACGAUCACCGUAUCUUGUCCCGCCGCCCGCCCCUGGGCCAUCUGCCCGUCCAGAAUGGGCCUGUGAGCUCGUCUUCCCCGCCCACCGACCGAACUCUCCGACCCUGCAGCCCCUCGUCGUUGCAGCAGCGACGAAGACGACGACGACAAAGAGAUGGCAUCGCAGGUACCGACAACGCUCGCCGAUGCGCCAGCGCUGCCGCCCGGCGCCGUGCAGGCCCUCGCCACGCCGCGACCUCCCGACGCGCCGCGGCGAUGCUUCAUCUGCCUGACCGACGAGGAACCCUCGGACCCCCCCGGCUCCUGGGUCGACCCGUGUCCCUGCACGCUCGAGGCGCACCAGGACUGCAUGCUCUCGUGGGUCACCGACUGUGAGCGCUCCAACAAGCCGCUGCAGUGCCCCGUCUGCAAGUCCGCCAUUGAGCUCGAGGGGCCCUGGGACCUCGUCGUCGCAGCCUCCGACGCCGUCCAGCGCCGCUUCACCCGCGCCAGCCCCUUCCUGCUCUUCACCGGCGUCUCCAUGGGCGUCCAGUUCAGUCUGCAGAUGUACGGCGCCCUCGCCCUGUGGACCUUUGCCGGCAAGGACAGCCUCAUGCGCUUCAUGCUCGGGCCCGAUAUGAUUAUUGACGGUCGCACAUCGGGCAAUGCCCGUUUCAUCAAGGAGCGCAUAUGGAACGCCCUCGUCAUGAUGAACAUAGCCCCCACCCUGCUCUUUUCCAAGCUGCUCCCCGGCCUGAGCAACAAGAUCUUCCUUCCAGCUGCUUCCCUGUACGGCAUGUAUCAUGUCAUGCACGAAGACGACUUCAUGACAUGGCCGCCCUCGCCGCAGCUCGCCGUGGCCAUAUUCCCAUAUAUCCGCUCCGUCUACUUCAACUUGUGGAAGGAGUUUGUACUGCCGUACGAGACGAAGCUUAAUAGGCAGCUCCUCGGCUUGCCUCCGCUCCAGGAAGGACAAAAUCUGCCCCAGGGCCAGAACCCCGACCAGCAGGCCGCCAACAACCGGCAGCGCAACGCGCAGGACCGCAACGCCGAUGGGGGCCUAGUUGGCCUCCUGCAGGCUGUCCUCGACGCUCUAGAUCCCGAUGACGAGCCAGAGCACCUGGCAGGCGCCAACGACAUCAACCGCAUCGAAGCUUUGCAUGAGGGCGUUGACGCGCUCGAUGACGAGCAAGGGGGCGAGAUCAUGGUCGAGUUGCGGAUCGAAGAGGUUGAGCUGGACGAGAACGGCGACCCGCUGGUGCAGGAGCUGCCGCCGCAUCCGUUCGAAGACGAAGAGCCUGAGCCUCACCCGGGCGCCUGGGGCGAAGACGCUCCGCUUCAUGCCGAGCAUGAACAGGCCGAGCCGGCAGCCUUGGGCGGCGCCCAAGACGACCAGGAUCAGGACCAGGGCGGUCACGAGGUGCCCCAACCGCCGCCACGCAGGAUGGGUCUCUCCGCCCUUCUGUCCAGCGUGUCCAACGCCAUCGUCGGCGCGCUCAUAAUGCCGGGCAUCUCAUACGCCAUGGGCGAGGCGCUACGUCUCGUGCUGCCCAAGGCGUGGACGAGCGUGGGCCCGCGCAACCCGUGGUCGCGGUACGGCAUGGUGGGCCGGCCGGGCCUGCUGCAGCAGCAAUGGGGACGAAGCCUGGUGGGCGGGUGUCUCUACGUCGUGCUCAAGGAUGCGGUGCGCGUGUACACAAAGUCGCGCCGGGUGGCGGCCAUGGGAAACCGCCGGGUGAAGAAUGUCGACCGCCGACGGAGGGACAAGUGAGGCGGCUGCGAAACUUGUUCUCCUUUAUCAGGCUGAGGGCCUUGUAUGUAUCGAUAUCGAAAACGUGGUCCGCGUGACGCAGUCUGGGGGGCAUCAUUUGCUUGGUCAUAGAAGGGCGAGCACAACACAUGGGCAGAGCGAGUUUUAUAUACUACAAGUGCGACAACGUUCACCUUGAUGGGCAGCUAGUCCCUGUGCGGCCGCGGCACUAGGCUGUAUAGGAGGACUCUACGCUGAAGCUCUACGAGUCGCAUGUGGCCAUCGGCAUAACUAGCCGCCGCGAGCCUUGACCUACAAGCACAUACGUCGACUCUGGCCCGCCGAUCAUCGGCGGUCCGGGAUUGAUUCGUGCGGGCCAGGUGAAGAUGUGAUGAUAGAUAACACCCCCUUCCUGUACGAAUUGCGGCCCUGAACCGAACCAAACCAACCCCCCCUUCGUCUCUCUAGCUAGAGUUUUGCGCCGUCUUUGCCGCCGCGAGGCCCGUCCCUCGACGGGAGCAGUUCGAAGCUGCGCACGGGAAGGUCGAGGAAUUGGAAGAUCUGAUGGAACCUGCAGAAAAGGGGUGGAGCAACGUCACCCCUCAAGUCAGCACACGUUCCCUUCAGAUCGAUACAAGUCUUCCUCCCCCCUCUCCCUUCCUUCUUUCCUUUCCAUCCUCUGUAAAAAAAAAAAGGGUGUAAAAAAUUCACACAAAGAUAAGAAGGGAGGGGGGGGGGAUGGUUGCGGCCCAGCGCACCAACCACCCCGCGCGGUGGCGGUGCGGUGGUCAACAGCGAAACAAACAAACAUCUCUCGCUCUCUCACCUGUCGCUCCCAAAGAACGGCUCGCUGCGCGCCGCCUUGUUUUCGUUUUUGUCGUUCCGGACGAUCAUCCAGGGCACGCCGAACGCGCCGGCCGCGUUGACGGCCUGGGAGGCGUGCUUGAGCAUGGUCUUGUACGUGUCGCUGCGCUGGUUGGCCAUGAUGGCUGCUACGUCGUCGGGUGUGAAGAGUGUUGUCGCCGCAUCUGCCGCCGUGGUGA
Messenger RNA from Purpureocillium takamizusanense, 3493 nucleotides. RefSeq lists its product as uncharacterized. NCBI's taxonomy places the organism in Eukaryota, Fungi, Ascomycota, Sordariomycetes, Hypocreales, Ophiocordycipitaceae. Gene Ontology annotation, molecular function: zinc ion binding. The transcript is spliced from 2 exons. The record is from RefSeq and is a predicted model, not a curated record. Bases 876 to 2471 code for a protein of 531 amino acids.